AGGGAACCGGGAUCAGCCAGGGGCCAGCAUGAGCCGGAGGGAGGGAAGUCUGGACCCCCAGGCUGACUCCUCAGUCUCACUCCUUCCCCACUUGGAGGCCAAGAUCCGUCAGACACACAGCCUUGCCCACCUCCUCACCAAAUACGCUGAGCAGCUGCUCCAGGAAUAUGUGCAGCACCAGGGAGACCCCUUCGGGCUGCCAGGCUUCGCGCCACCGCGGCUGCCGGUGGCCGGCCUGGGCGCCCCGGCACCGAGCCACGCGGGGCUACCGCUGCCCGAGCGACUGCGGCUGGACGCGGCCGCGCUGGCCGCGCUGCCCCCGCUGCUCGACGCCGUGCGCCGCCGCCAGGCGGAGCUGAACCCCCGCGCGCCGCGCCUGCUGCGGCACCUGGAGGACGCGGCGCGCCAGGCCCGGGCCCUCGGCGCCGCCCUGGAGACCGUGCUGGCCGCGCUGGGCGCCGCCGUCCGCGGGCCCCGGCCUGAGCCCCCCGCCGCCGCCGCCGCCGCCGCGGGGGUCUUCCCGGCCAAGGUGCUGGGGCUCCGCGUGUGCGGCCUCUACCGCGAGUGGGUGAGCCGCACCGAGGGCGACCUGAGCCAGCUGGUGCCCGGGGGCCCGGCCUGAGCGCGCGGCGCGGGGCGCAGCUCGCGCUGUCGCCUCCCGUCCGCCUGUCUGUCUGCGCUCCUCUCUCUCAUCUCCGUCGGUGUGGCCUGCUCCCCGGCUGUCUCCGUUGCUCGUCCCCGACCUCUUUGCUUUGCGUGCCCUCUUUCCUUCUCUCUGGACCUCCUCGUCUCCGUAGGUGAUUUCCAAGCGUCUGCCAUCCUCUUACUUUUCCUUUCUCUACCUCCAUCCUUGGGCCGGCCCUGGUCUCUUUUGGUCUCGCCUUUCCCCAGCUCCAGGAGGCCUCUCUGUCUCUCUCCUUCCCCCUCUCUUGUCUCCCAUCGGCCCCAUGAGCCUGUGUGCAUCUCAGCCUCGUCUCAAGGAGGUGAUACCUUGUCUCCCUGUCUCCCUCUGUCUCUGUCCUUUCCUGGCCAGGGACGUGCCUUCUGGUCCUGUGGUGGGAAGGCCUCCAAAUUUCAGCCACCUCAUUCCAUCUGCUGUCCUCACUCUCCCCAACACGACCCUUUGGGCCCUGCCCCCUCUAGCCUUGAUGUCCUUCCUUCACCCCGUCUGCGCAGUCCCUGCACACCUCCACCCCAUCCAGUACAGGUCUGUGGAGAGAGGAAAAAACAACACCUUAA
Lemur catta (Ring-tailed lemur) is the source of this 1239-nucleotide messenger RNA. RefSeq names its product cardiotrophin-1. The record is from RefSeq and is a predicted model, not a curated record. Lineage: Eukaryota; Metazoa; Chordata; Mammalia; Primates; Lemuridae. Bases 29 to 622 code for a protein of 197 amino acids. The transcript has 3 exons.